AUGAACAGUUUGUCUUUUUUUCUUCUCAUUUUUCCAUCAAUUCAAUGCCUUCGAGUGCUUCAAAUCGUGCCGGGUUUUACAAAUUCGCACGUUUUGUUCAAUUAUCGACUAGCCGAAACGCUAAGAUUUCUCGGCCAUGACGUCAAAAUGUGGACGCAAAUGGAAAUGGGAAUGCUGGAUACGGGUAAUAAUAGGUUGCCAGAAGGCGUUGAAGAGUACAGAAUCCCGAUUCAUUUCAAGGAUACAUUGAAAACUGAAGGGCUGAAGGUCUUCCAAUCGAUGAUGUUUUCCGCCGGCGACGUUCAUGAUUUGUGGUGGACCGGACAGGAAUUCAAGGAUAUGCGGGUUGAAGCUUGCGAGCAAAUGUUGGCUCAUGAUCAGAAGAUUUACGACGAGUUCAAACGCGACGGAUUCGACGUCGCCAUCGCGCAUUUCCACGAUUUGUGUCCGUUGGCGAUAGCGCAAAAAAUGGGCGUCGAUCGUGUGAUCUGGAUCACGCACGGAACAUCGAUCUACGAUUUUGCCGCCGUUCAAAUGGGUCUCCGCACGAUUCCGUCGUCAAUCCCGCAUCCACUAUCAUCGGCCGGCUUGUCUCAAGACUUUCUCGAUCGCGUUCAAAAUACCCUCUGGCACAUGCUUCUUCUCGAUUUUGUGAAUUUGCCUCAAAAUCUGUUGUACGAUGAGAACGAGUUCUACAAGAAGCUGAUAGGCGGCGACGAGCACGAGGACCUCUGGCAACUAUCGAAAACCCGCGUGAUUUGUUUGCUGAUCAACGGCAAUCGGAUGCUCGAUUUUCCGCGACCGCUUCCGCUUCACAUCGGCUUCGCCGGCGAGAUGGGAGUGGCGAAAAAAUCGGCGAACGUCGACGAAUGGCUUGACGCCAUCGUUUCGAGACCCACCGACGAUGGUUUGAUUGUGUUCUCACUGGGCACCGUGUCCAAUACGACGAAUAUGCCCGAGCAGAUGAUUACGUCGUUUCUCGGCGCUUUCAGCCGUUUGCCGAAUUACACAAUCCUCUGGCGAAUGGAGAAAACCGUGAAAGGCGUCGAGACGCUGAACAACGUGCAUUUGGUGAAGUGGCUUCCACAGAAUGAGAUAAUGCGACAUCCGCGAAUGAAGCUAUUGAUCGCGCACGGCGGCUACAAUUCGCUGCUCGAAACGGCGCAGGCCGGAAUUCCGGCGGUGCUGAUGCCGUUGUUCGCCGAUCAGAAGAUCAACGCGAAACGCGCUCAACGCUUCGGCAUCGCCACCGUGCUCGACAAACUCAAUUUGACGCCGGACAACGUGUUCGACGCGAUCGCGACGGCGUUGAAUCGACGCGAGUUUCGCGAGAACGCGCGAAAACUCUCGCGAAUGCUGAUGGACUCGCCGGCGGCGUCGUCGUCGUCGCCGCGUCGAUCAUUCACGGCUCUCGAGUACUCGUUGAAGUUGGCGACGUGCCGAAAACCGCAAUUGUUCACACUCGCCGCAUCGCAGCGUCUCUCGUUCGUCGAAUUCCACAAUAUCGAUUGGAUUCUCGCGAUUCUCGCCGUUUUUUGCAUAUUGUCGCACUAG
Caenorhabditis bovis is the source of this 1554-nucleotide messenger RNA. NCBI's taxonomy places the organism in Eukaryota, Metazoa, Nematoda, Chromadorea, Rhabditida, Rhabditidae. The record is from the annotation of a GenBank genome assembly.